Messenger RNA from Hemisphaericaspora subhashii, 747 nucleotides. RefSeq names its product 2,5-diamino-6-(ribosylamino)-4(3H)-pyrimidinone 5'-phosphate reductase. Gene Ontology annotation, molecular function: 5-amino-6-(5-phosphoribosylamino)uracil reductase activity. The transcript has a single exon. Gene Ontology annotation, biological process: riboflavin biosynthetic process. The record is from RefSeq and is a predicted model, not a curated record. NCBI's taxonomy places the organism in Eukaryota, Fungi, Ascomycota, Pichiomycetes, Serinales, Debaryomycetaceae. Bases 1 to 747 code for a protein of 248 amino acids.
AUGUCAUUAAUACCACUUCCAGAAUCCCUUAUCCCCUUCCUCCAAUCCUAUCUCCCCCCACAAAGAACCGAUAAAAUUCAUGUCACAUUAACUUAUGCUCAGUCCUUAGAUGCACGUAUCGCCGAAAAACCAGGCAUUCAAACUAAAUUAUCCCAUGUUGAAACAAAAACAAUGACUCAUUAUUUACGGUCAAAACAUGAUGCUAUCUUAGUUGGAAUCGGUACUGUCUUAGCAGAUGAUCCAAAACUUAAUUGUCGUUAUGAAAUUGACCACACUGUACCACAUCACCCCAGACCUAUUAUUGUUGACCCCCAGGCAAGAUGGAAAUAUCAGGGGUCAAAUGUUCUGAAAGUGUAUAAUGCAGGAUUAGGAAAAGCUCCAUAUAUCAUCGUUGCCGAGGGUGCUAAAAUUGACCCAGAAUCAGAAAAGGCAGUUCAAUUGGCCGGUGGACAAUAUAUUAGGUUCCCAGUGCAACCUAACGGGGGGUUAUGUUGGCAUCAAGUUUUGACCAAAUUGCACGACUUGGAUAUUCAAUCAAUUAUGAUUGAAGGUGGUGCGCAUGUUAUAGAUGGAAUACUUAAAUUUCAUAAGAUUCAACCUACUAUCAAUUCUUUAAUCAUUACAAUUGCUCCUGUUUAUUUAGGUAAGAAUGGAGUUGAAGUUUCUCCUUGUAAUAGAGUAGAUCUUGUUGAUGCUGAAUGGUGGACUGGUUUACAAGAUAGUGUCCUUGCUGCUAGAGUUUCAUAA